GCUCGGCCUCAGUCAAGGCAGUGAGCGCGUCCGCCUUCGAGUUCUCCUCGGGCCCCGGAUCGGCCCCACCGCCUCCGAAGUGCGAAACGUCACCCGGGAACGAAGCGGCCCUCCGCCUCUCCGCCGCCCCCGGAUCGUAAAAAGCGUCAGGCCGCCGGCCGAGGGCGACGUCCCGCCACCACGGGCCCUGGGGGCGGAAACCCGGCUAAAAUCGAUACCCAUUACUAUGCCAUAGGGUCAGGGCGAUAACUCGGCAUCCCCUGCGUUUCUUUACACCGAGAAAGCCUUGGAAUCCUCGACAAGGCGGAUUCGGAUGAAAAUCGGAUCUAGUCUCUCGACACGAAGGAAAAUAAUGAAAAGGAUUAAAAAACGACAACAAUGUUUCAUCCUGAUUAGGUAAAUAGGAACGUGACAAGUGUCUUGUGCGCUGUUAUCACCAAAAUGGUCGAAACGUGGACGUUACUAUGGAGUGUUUUUCUUCCGUUUCGUUCCAGGAUGGGAAGGGCACGUCGCACUGUGCAAUGAGCGAGCUCCAGGCGACCGUCGAGUUCUCGGUUGAACUCUGCAAGUUCUACAAUGUCGACUUGUUCCAAAGAGGGUUCUAUCAAAUUAGGACCUAUCUCAAAGUAUCACCAAAGCUACCGGUCAAGAUCGAGGCGAGCAUACCGACUCAGAACAAAAAUAUGCCAGGUGAAUGAUUUUUUAGUGUUUCGAGAAAGACAAAUUAUUUUUUUUUUUUACUUGCAGAAAAUGAACUCGGAUUUCCGGCUUGCGUCAUCAACGGAGUCGGGAUUAGCAGGACGUUCCAGAUACUCUACAGGAACGAGGAGGUCGUCCUCGACGACACGAUCAUGUACAGGGUGCACAUACUCGUCGACAGCCACAAGAUAGAAGAAAGCUUGGAAAGGGCGGAUUUCACCCUACUUCUUGAGCUCUGGUUCACAGACCAGGCACUGAUGACGGACCAGCAGUCGAACAUCACCUGCGUCUCUAUGAGGACUCUCCAGUUGAGCUUCCUCGCAACCAAGGGACUUCACUACCAUCUGCCAGUCCUGUUCGACUAUUUCCAUCUUUCAGCAGUCACCCUCACCAUACACGGAAGCCUGGUCGCACUGCACCAGCCUUACAUCAAGUAA
Messenger RNA from Cimex lectularius (bed bug), 1136 nucleotides. RefSeq names its product protein FAM135A. The transcript has 3 exons. The record is from RefSeq and is a predicted model, not a curated record. Lineage: Eukaryota; Metazoa; Arthropoda; Insecta; Hemiptera; Cimicidae.